CCGGGCCGGGGUCCGGGGGAAGGCUUGGGGGGCGGAGCCCCUGAGCGCAGCCCCCGCCGGGCCCGCGGAGGCUGAGGGGAGCCCGCCAGGGUCAGCGGCGCCCGGCUGCGCUGCGCUCUCGGCCGCAGGGGGCGCCCGGGGCGCGGCCGAAGGCCCUCCGCGGUUGCUAGGCUGCCAUUUGGCGGUAGAAUGAGUGAGGCGCUGAUUGGUCUGGACCAGGCGGGUGUCGGGUGUCGCCCCGAUUGGGCCGCAAAAGGCGUACCCCGCGGGGCUGUCGUCGCCAAUUGGUUCCUGCGGCACCGGAAAUGCCUCCGCACUGGACAGAAGACACUGCACUCAAAACCCGGGGCACCGCUCAUUGGACCGGCGCUGGAGGCGUGUCCCAGCCCGCUCGCUGACUGGGCGCGGGCCCAGCAGAGACAGCGCCUUCGUGGUGAUUGGACGCUGGGACCCAGCGGCCGCGGCGCUCAGUGCGAGGGAAGCCGGGGCCACCGGGCUGCAUGCGGCGGCGGCGGCGCAGGGUGGGCCGGGAGGCCGCGGUCGGGCCCCUGCCCGAGGCCGUCGCCGCGCUGAGUCGGGCGCUGCCCGCCGGGCCCAGCCCCGAGAUCUUCCGCCGCGCCAAGUUCGACCGUCCGGAGGCGGCCCCGGUGCUCUGGCGGCUGCUUUUCCACGUGCUCUCACCGCUGUCGGCCAACGGCGCCUCGGCGUCCCCAGCCCAGGGCGGACCCCCAUGUGCAGAGGCCCAAGUCCGCGUGGUGAAGUCGGAGCUGCGCUCCCAGUGUUACCCCAGGCGGGCCCUGGCACAGCUCCCCGAGGACGGCUCCCAGGGCAGCCGCGAGCUGCUCCUGGCCCUGGCCUGGCUCCUGGCCCGCGGGCCCCUGCUCGAGCGGCUGCUGGCCCAGACCCGCGUGCGGCUGGGCGAUGAGAUACCCCUGUGCGAGGGCGUGACCCUUGUCCCUCUCGAGUGUGAUGCCCUGGCCAGGCCUGGCCCCCCUGCACCCCGUGUGGAAGCAGACGGCCCUGUGGACAUACGCUACUUGCAGUGGCUGAUGGGAAAGCUGUUGCUCCAGUGGCGGAAGCUGAUGACCAGUCAACAGGAGCAGUGUGCCCUCCUGGGCAAGAUCCAUUCAUACACCCGCGGCUGCCACAGUGACCGCAGCCUUGGCCACCUGUCUGUUGCUGAGACCGAGCUGCUCAGGGACGCGGAGGGCGGCCGGCAGCUGCUUCGGAGGCUGGAGAGCGAGAACGCGCGCCUGGAGGCGGCCCUGCAGUGGCGGCACCGGGAGCUGGUCUUCUGGCGGUGGAUGGACACAGUCCUGGGCACCUGCCCUCCAGAGGCCUCACAGCCCCCGUUUCUGCCCAGGGUCCCCGAGCGGGGGGCUGGUGACUUGGAGCUGGUGGCCCACGAGCUGCAAGCCCUGCAGGAGGAGCUGCGGGGAGCUGCGGAGCCCCGGCGGGCAGCCUGGGAGGCCGGGGUCGGAGGCUGGGGGCCCGAGUGGAACGCGGUGCAGCAGGCCUCACAGGAGGCCGUGGAAUGCGAGCUGGCAGCCCUCCAGCGGGCCUGGGAGCCACGUGCGUCCAUGGCCCAGCCCCAUGGGCCCUGGCGGCUGGUGAGGAGUGACGCCGGAGCCUCAGGGGGCCCAGGCCUGCGGGCGGCCCAGGUGAUUGGGGUGCUGAGGAGCCGGGAGGCCUGCCUGGAGGCAGUGCUGUGCCAGCUGCAGAGACAGUGUCGGCGGGAACUGGCCAGGUUGGCAGGAGCCCUGCCUGGCCUCAUCUGGAUCCUGCCAUCCGGUCGCUGAGGACCUGUGCCCUCCUCGGGGGGGACCCCCCCGACCUGCCCCGGCUGGGCCUCGGAGGGGCAGGUUUCAGGGUGGUGCCAGGGACAACGCAGACACGGGCCCCCAGGCAUGCUCUCCCUAGCCCUGGGGCUGUCCCCACCUGGGGCAGAGCCCACCCCUUGGGUAGCAAUACUGGGAGCAGGCACGCAGGCCCAGUGUGGAGUUCAUGGGCCUUCAGCACCAAGAGAGGACACAGAAAUAAGUUGUAGAGCCCUCCCUGCAGGGGUGAGGCUCUGUCCUGGCCCGCCCUCUGCCACCCUUCCAGGUCCUGUCGGGCAGGUCGAGGAGGGUCGCGUCUGUGCUCAGGCCCAGGAGAAGGGGACCUUGGGUGGUAGUGGCCGAAGCAGGGCUGGUCCAGUGCUGCCCAGGGGCCAGCAGGUCAGGCACGGCCUGCAACGCGGCGUGGGCAUCAGGGUCCGGGGGGGAUGGCCCCUCGAGCCCCUCACACACUAUGCCCUGGGCCCCCACUGCACACCCUGCCCUCUGCCGGUGCCUGGUGUGUGCGUGUGGGGCAGGGGCGCCAGCUGGAAGCCCGGGGGUGGGGGGCUGUGCUGGGGUGAGGGGGAGGCCACCAUGGAUAGAGGGGGCUUUGUUCCUGAGACUGGUCGGGGAGCCGGGCUGGGCCCUGACAAAGAGCCAUCUGUGUCUGGGGGAUGUGCCCCCAGCUUGCCGGAACAGCCCCCUCCAUCCCGGGGGCUCAGCCUCUCGGCACCCCUCACCCAGCAGGCGCAGACAGCCGCAUCCCUGCCUCCCUUGCCGGGCUCCCCUCGUCCUAGGGCAGUUGACCCCCAGCCUGCUGCUGGGUGGGCCUAGGGGCCCCUGCUGUCAGCCAGUUCAGGCCCGCGGACACUUCCUACGUCUGGGCCCCGAAGAACCUUCUCUCCCUGGCUCUCCCAGCUCACACCCAGGGGCCCCAUCCGGUCUCUGCCACUGUGCCUUGGUGCGGGUCAGCCGGGCAGACUGGUCAGGCUCUCCCCCUCCUCACACACCCCUCCCUCCAAACCACGGCCCCCUCCCAGCUCCUCUUACCUGCUCCAGCUGUGGCCCAGGCCACACAGGGCCUCGGCCCUCCACCUACUGCCCCUCAAUGCGCGAAGUCACUUGUGGACCCCCCGCCUGCCAAGCCCCCGGCCAUCCUCCUGACCGCUGGACAGGACCCUUCUGGAAACAAGUCACACACAGCUCUCUGCCUUCUGUGAGUGCCAUUGAGCCAGGACACCCGGUGGCCCCGGGAACUUGAUUUUUAGAACAAGUGCAAGCUCAGCGUUCUGGAGCUGUCCCUUCUCAACUGCUCUGUGGACCCAAUACAACCCCACUCGACACCCCA
Hyaena hyaena (striped hyena) is the source of this 3165-nucleotide messenger RNA. RefSeq names its product tubulin epsilon and delta complex 1 (gene TEDC1). The coding region runs from base 501 to 1799 and encodes 432 amino acids. The record is from RefSeq and is a predicted model, not a curated record. The transcript has 8 exons. Lineage: Eukaryota; Metazoa; Chordata; Mammalia; Carnivora; Hyaenidae.